Molecule: messenger RNA, 4562 nt
Organism: Harmonia axyridis
Lineage: Eukaryota; Metazoa; Arthropoda; Insecta; Coleoptera; Coccinellidae
Gene: Cdk12
Product: cyclin-dependent kinase 12
Exons: 13
Coding region: 483-3650 (1055 amino acids)
Biological process (GO): positive regulation of transcription elongation by RNA polymerase II; protein phosphorylation; transcription elongation by RNA polymerase II
Cellular component (GO): cyclin/CDK positive transcription elongation factor complex; nucleus
Molecular function (GO): cyclin binding; cyclin-dependent protein serine/threonine kinase activity; RNA polymerase II CTD heptapeptide repeat kinase activity
Source: RefSeq, a predicted model, not a curated record
GAACGAUAGAUCUAUGAUAAAAUGGCGUCCUGUUAACAGGAGUGGUCAGCACGAAAUUCAAAAUCUUUAUAAAUUUGAUGCCUCAUGCUUCAUCUAGAAUUCUGACAUAAUAAAAAUAAUCUAUUUCAUUCUCUUUUACAUUAUUUUUUACAUAUCUGAGCCUAGAAAGCUCCAAAUUAAAGAGAAUAUCUCUCACUGAAUAGGGCACAAGAGAACCUAACAAAUAUUGAAAUUAUCAGUUAGUGAAUGUAUGAAGUUAUGUUGAGAGUGUUUACAAAGUGGGGUGAAAUGGAAUUAUAGAGAGUACUGUUAAUUUGGCAACAUUGACACAUGUCAACCCUUUGUCAACAUAACCUAACCUAAAUGAUACGAAUGCAAAUUGAGUAAAAUAUUUGAAUAUAGUGAAUUUGUAGGAAAGUUUUGCCUUUUGGGCAAAACAGCACGAAUUACUAUGUGCAAAUAUCAACUAAGUUCUUCAUAAAAUGGAAAAAAAUAGACAUGGUAAGCAUGCCAAAGACAAACCUAAAAAAACUAAAAAACGUAGAACUAGAGAUGAACAAAGUAAAUCUCCCGAUAGCUCUCCAGUGAAACCUCUAGUUGAAUAUUCAGAUGUAAGUUCAGAAGACCUGUCAGCACCAGAGGCAGGUGAAAUCCAAAGUGGAGAAGGUAGUUUGUCACAGAGUGAUGAAGGAGAAAUAAUGAAUCGAAGUAGUCGUUACAGUCGUUUCCCAGUUAUAGAUGAAGGAUACCUUUAUCGAAGGCAGUCUUUACUAGUGGAAUCUCCCUCAGCGAGAAGAUCACAUAGAUUGGACCCAUCUAUGGUUCCAAGAUCUCCUUCACCAUCACCACUCGUUUCACGUGAAAGAAAAUUGUCUGUGUCAUCCAAAUCAUCUUCAAACGAAUUGAGACAUAAGAAAAUAUUGGAAACUUCUCCAAACAGCUAUAGAGUAAUGAGAUCACCACAUUAUAUAGAUUAUGAUUCUGAUCGGAAAAAAAGGAAGAAAAAGGAGAAAAAGCAUAAAAAAGAAAAAAAGGGAAAGAAGAAGAAGAAGAAAUCGAGACAUAGGUCAAGAAGUAGCAGCGUUUCUAGUGGAAAUAGUGGUUCUCCGGAAGAUCAGGCAUCUCCCAAAAGAAAAUUGUUGAUUAGAGCGCUGAAAAAGAUCAACUCCAGCUUGGAUGCGGAGCCUUUAUCUGACUGGGAACCCCAGGAUGUUUCUAAGAAAGAGAAAGAAAACACGUCCUUUAUGGACAAUAAGAUAGAUGCAUGUUCGCCAGUCUCUAAUGACAGUCAUAUAGCUUCUCCCGAACCUAUUGAGAGGUCUCCAACUCCCAGGACGGCAACACCUCCUCCGAAACCAGUUUAUAAGAACUAUCAUGUACGGGAUUCUCCGCACACUCCUCCUCUACAUCACAAGCACAACAACAUGGUUAGAUCAAACUCUCCCAUUGUUGUUGAUGAUCAUAUUUCUCUACCGAGUAUUUCACCUCGUGCUCCUUACAGUCCCGAUUUAAUUUUACGACAUCAUGUUUCAAGUCACAGACGCUCGAUAACACCAAACAAAAGAAGAAGGCCCGAAAGGGACAGUCAUCGAAAACAUAGAAGAGAAAGAGAUAGGCCAAGAAGGGACACAAGGAGUAGGAGUCCUGUAAGACGGCGGUCCAGAUCACCUAGCUACAAAAGACAUUAUACAAGGUCCCCCCCAAGUAGGAGUAGUAGAAAAAAAAGAUCCAGAACUCCUAGGAGAGAUCGAGAAAGGACCCCAGUAAGAAAUAAAUAUAGGAGCCCCUCUCCUCAUUCCAUCAAGAGUUCAAAACUUAAGAAUAAGAUUACUGAUGCUAGCUUGUUUGCUGAAAUGGUGAAAGACAGACAUAAGAGGGAAUUAGAACUGAAAAAGUUGGAAAAAGAACUAGAAAGUAAGUCUGAGAAGAAACAGGAGCCAGAAACAGAUACGAUAACCAAUAAUGAUGCUUCUUACGCUUUGAACAAUAAUGGCAAUACUGUGAUUCCCAUGGAUAUCGAUGAUAUUCCCAUACCUUCAGAAGCUGUUGGUGAUAUUUCUUUGCCGAUGGAACUGGAAGAAAUCCCACCUGUUCCAGUUGCUGACAAGCCAGUUUCGGUUACACCUCCGAACAACAUCAGUAAUCCUAUUGAGGACUCCAAUUCGGUCGCAGAUGUUUCAGUUAAUAAUAAACCAAAGAACGUGACGAAUCUUCCCUUGCCACCUGGUAUUGAUCAAACUGAACUCGAGACAAUUGAGUCGCCCCCCAGUAGGUCUCCUAGUCCGGUCAAAGUGUCUAUUCCCCCUCCACCCUCCAAACCAAGGACGCCACCUAGGAAGAGUAUUAUGAAUUUACCUAUGCCUCCAGUUGUUCCAGGUUCUGAAGACCUCAGUGGUGAUGAGUUAAUAACUACACCACCAAGGAACGACAUUAAGGCAAAUGAUAAGAAAAUGGCUCCUAAGCCUGAGUUGAAGAGGCCGAAGAUCCUCAAACGUAGGGGCUCUAGAAAUAAUGUGACCACUAUGUGUGGAAAAGAUUGGGGUGAAAGAUGUGUAGAUAUGUUCGAAGUUGUAAUUCAGAUCGGUGAAGGAACUUACGGUCAAGUUUACAAAGCCAAAGACGUAACUGCCAAGGAGUUUGUAGCACUGAAGAAGGUUAGGUUAGAAAAUGAGAAAGAGGGCUUCCCUAUCACUGCAGUCAGAGAAAUCAAAAUUCUGAGGCAGCUCAAUCACAAGAACAUUGUAAAUCUGAGAGAAAUUGUGACUGACAAACAAGAUGCGCUUGAUUUUAGAAAGGAUAAAGGUUCAUUUUAUCUUGUAUUUGAAUACAUGGAUCAUGACUUGAUGGGGCUCCUCGAGUCUGGAUUGGUUGACUUCAACGAACUGAACAAUGCAUGCAUUAUGAAGCAACUUUUGGACGGAUUGAAUUAUUGUCAUAAGAAAAAUUUUCUACAUAGGGACAUCAAGUGCAGUAAUAUACUAAUGAACAACAAGGGUGAAGUAAAACUGGCAGAUUUCGGACUGGCAAGAUUGUAUAAUGCCGAAGACAGACAACGCCCUUACACAAACAAAGUGAUCACAUUAUGGUAUAGACCACCCGAGUUAUUGUUAGGGGAAGAACGAUAUGGACCUGCUAUUGACGUUUGGAGUUGUGGGUGUAUUUUGGGGGAAUUGUUCCUGAAAAAACCCCUGUUUCAGGCUAAUGCAGAAGUGAUGCAACUUGAAAUGAUUUCUAAACUUUGUGGGACUCCCACUCCUGCUGUUUGGCCUUCAGUUAUAAAACUACCUCUUUUCCACACAUUGAAACCUAAGAAACUACACCGAAGAAGAAUUAGGGAAGAUUUUGUUUUUAUGCCUGCUUCUGCAUUGGAACUUCUGGAUAAGAUGUUAGAACUUGAUCCUGAGAAAAGGAUAUCGGCUGAGGACGCACUCAAAUCUCCCUGGCUUAAGAAUAUCAAUCCUGAACAAAUUAGUGCCCCCGAGCUACCAACUUGGCAGGAUUGUCACGAAUUAUGGAGCAAAAAACGCAAACGUCAACAGAGAGAGCAACACGAAGCUAUGCUAAACUUACCUCCCGGAAAACCGAUGAUGGGACCAAGAGAUGGAAAGAUGAUGAUGAAACCCGAAGAUUCGUCUGAAAUCGGGGGGUGAGUGAGGUUAUUGAAUGAUCGGUGUUUCAGUUCUGAGUUGUUAGUCACUGAAUUUGCGAAUUAUUGAAGUUGAGUGCAUGGAGUUGGGUACCUAUGAUUUGAAAAAAAAAACGUUUAAAACAAUUUUAAAGAUAAGAAUCAAAGAAAGCUAGCAGCUCAGAUAUAAUUGUGGACUAUUGUGCAUCGUGGACAUUUGCAAGAUUAUAUUUUGAGUUGUAUUAAGUUUUCUCUAUUAUCAUCUUGUACAAUAAUUUCUGUUUUUUUUUCCCUCCUGUGAUUAUGGUACUAAAAACAUUUCAGAAAUGAAUAAGUGAAACUAUUUUAAACAUCAAAUCCCAAACAAAUUUAUCAGUGAAAUGAAAGCUUAUCCCCUCCUUGAACUUUUCCAUAAUUUUUUUUUUUUUGUUAAAUUGAAUUGUAUGAAACUGAAAAUCAAUAUGUAAGAAACAUGAAUUGAUGGAAGCAGGGUAUAUCCAUUUUAAUGAAACGGUUUUUGUUCUUUAUCGAAGACACGAUUUUAUGAAUUAAAAUUUCACACAACAAAUAGAAAAAGAAUUUGAGACACGAAGAAGUUGAGGUCAUUUUCAUUAUUUUUUAAUUCUUACCAAUUUUUAAGGAUAGAUUUUGCAUUUAUAACCAUUUAAAUUAUUUUGUAAGUUUGAUUUUACUUUCAAAUAACAUUAUGUUAUGUGAAUCCAUAAUUAUUUUGAAUUGUUCACUAUUAUCUUUUAUUUUCAUAUCCGAUAUGGGACUGUGCUUUCAUAUUAAUCACUGUGAAUACUGUAUAUUUUGUAACUAUCAAUCAAGGCAUAAUUUAUUGUAAAUACACAAAAUAGAUUUCAUGAGUUGAUGAUAUUUGUUUCAAUCAUGUUUGUAAAUAUAUUUUAAUUGAAAUAAAUGGGAAUUAUUUGUU